UGCUUCAAGUCCUCAUUUCCUUGUCAUUUUGCAGUGGACUGGCGGUCGUGCAGGUGGGCACCACCCCUGUGAGGACUUCCAUCAGCCUAUCAUAUGGUGCCAUUCGUCAGCAACACAACAUUUCGCUUAUCGCUGGUUCCCGGUUUCGGAGACGCUGAGGGUACAUGGCCGUAUAUCACUGGUGAUUGGUCCGUGGAAGGGUGUGGCGUCCAGCCAAUGCCUUUCGGUGGUUUUCUCUUCGCUUCGUGGGUUAUGAUAGCCAAAGAGGCGCACACAUCCGAUUCGUUAAGGAGCUUAUUGUUAAGGCGGGAAGGGACGUACCAGAAGGAGACCGGUGGCAUCCUUACUGUGCAGUCCGAGCUCGGGGAGCCGAUUCACAAAAUUGCGACUUGUGCCGUUCGGCUUUGGAAAGAGUUUGAUAAUACUGUGUUCAAGUUGCCAAAGGAGAAGCGUGCGGCGUGGCUGAAGCGGAAUGAGGAUUCUGUCAUCGAGAAGCUUAAUCGCGAUUCCAACAAGCCUUGGUUUGCGCAGAAGAAAGAUGGGGAGGUCGUGAGGGAUCUUGGGGAUCUGACGUAUGAGGAGACAGUCCUUCGGCUCGUUUGUCUGAUGUACAUCGAGCACCAGAAGAGGUGGAUCGACCUUACGCUUCGAAAUCCCCUUGGAGACUGGCUCCGUCGUGUCGAGGAGCGAUUCACGGGAGUCAAUGGCACGCCGAAAGAUCGAUUCUGCAAAGUCAUUCAUCGCUUGUUAAAGGAUACUUGUCGAUUGCCCAACGGCCUGGUCAGAAGCCAGUGCCUCUCAUUCCUGAUCUCGAUGCUGGAUUCGAAGUCUGGUUCAAGAAGGACUCUCUUUGGGCAGCGGAAGACAUAGAAGCCAUCUUCGAUCAAGAUCAUCGAUGGGUCUGGAUUCUCCAGGGUCCCGUUGCCGUCAAGCAUGCCAAGAUCGCUAAUGUCCCUAUCAAGAAUAUGCUUGGUGGUGUCCAAGAUGCAGUCAACGUAAUUCUAGUUGUCAGCGUAGGGAGAAGAGAGGGCUGCUGAUUCCAAAGCCCCUGGUCCGACAGUUCCCGGUAAAUU
This is a messenger RNA of Cantharellus anzutake, 1073 nucleotides long. RefSeq lists its product as uncharacterized. NCBI's taxonomy places the organism in Eukaryota, Fungi, Basidiomycota, Agaricomycetes, Cantharellales, Hydnaceae. Gene Ontology annotation, molecular function: enoyl-[acyl-carrier-protein] reductase (NADH) activity. The record is from RefSeq and is a predicted model, not a curated record. The transcript is spliced from 3 exons. Gene Ontology annotation, cellular component: fatty acid synthase complex. The coding region runs from base 94 to 870 and encodes 258 amino acids. Gene Ontology annotation, biological process: long-chain fatty acid biosynthetic process.